AUGGUCUUCGAAGUGUUGGACUCACUUCUUCACUGGAGCUGGUCUUAUGGUUCCUCGACAUCCACCUCGUCUCACGAGUCCAAAAAGCUCAAGAAAAAACAUGUUCGCUCUCGUGCUGAACAAAUUGCGUUGAACGGAUAUGCCAAACCAGGCUCCACGAAUGGCGAGGAGCAUGUCGAAGGACAUUAUCCAGGAUUAGUCAAUAUCUCGGGCACCUACUGCUUCAUGAAUUCGACAUUACAGGCAAUGGCAUCAUUAUCGUAUUUGCAGCCCUAUAUAGAUGCUGUCCAUGCCAAAGCUGAAGCACUAGAUGUUCCUUCACCCGUCAUAGACGCCCUGCAAGAUCUGCUCCGCGAUCUGAACUCUCCCCAAUCUUCUUAUAAUUCCAUACGGCCUAUGGCUAUUAUCUCUGCGCUGGCGGAUCACUCCUCUGGAAAACACAAUUCUCUCUUCUCGUCUCGUGAGCACCAAGAUGCUCAAGAGCUCUUUCAACUUGUAUCAGAGUGUAUAAAGAAGGAAGUUCUGGCAACCGACAAAGAAGAAUAUCGUGACCGUGGAUUCGGUGGCCUUUCGCGGAUGGGAGAAGCCAAUAGAGAGAUUGGUAAAAGUGUAUUCGACGGACUUACAGCAAACCGAAGAAGCUGCAUGGAGUGCGGAUACACAGAGGCUGUCAUGCACUUUGCUUUUGACAGUUGGCAGCUAGCGGUACCUCGUAUGGCUGCUAGCUGCGGACUCGAAGAAUGCCUUGCAGAAUAUACUAAGCUGGAGUUACUGACUGACUGUAUCUGUCGCAAAUGCUCUAUGGUAGCUACCCAUCACAGGCUUGUACAAGAAGCAGAUAGACUCGCAGAUGUGGUGAACGCAGACCCUGAUGCAUCCUCGUCGAAGAAGCGACGAGCGAAGGAUGCGAGAAAGUUGGAAUUGAAAGUGAAGGCGGCCCUAGACCAAGGCCGGAUCGAAGAUGAUAUAAAGGGGGUCAAGAUGGAAAAGGUGUUCAGUAGAGCUUCUACAAAGCAAGCCAUGAUUGCCAGGCCUCCUCCCGUUCUUGCAUUGCAUCUCAAUCGCUCAUUGCACUACGGUCAGUAUGCAGCCAAGAACACAAUUCGCAUCGUCUUCCCAGAGAUCCUUGACCUCACCCCGUUCAGCACCUCCGGUAACUUAUCAACAGCCCCAUCUGUCCCCAUAUCCUCGCCUCCACCUGCCUUACCUCGUUCUACAACCCCGACGCCUGCCACCUAUGCCACAUCGCGCACUCUCUACCGCCUAUCGGCAGUGGUCUGUCACUAUGGACAACACUCGUUUGGUCAUUACGUCUGUUACCGACGAAAACCACGACCAACGUCAGUACAACCACGCUAUACGCCACCAAAGCAGGUGGAUCCUCUCGACUGCGAGUGUGCCAAGUGCCAACGGUUGGGGCCUAUUAGGGACGACGACGACGCCCUUGAUUCCAUAUAUCGACCGGGACACGGAUGGCUACGUAUAAGUGACGACUCUGUUAGAGAAUGUGGGAUAGAGUCCGUCUUGCAAGAGGGUGCCGGUGCGUUCAUGUUGUACUACGAGCGCGUGAUUUCGUCCCGUCCCGGUAUACUUCCCCUGCACGACUCUCCUAGGAGCUCAGAGGAAACACUGAAAGCACAGAGCCCUAUUCCUGUUCGCCUGGAUAUCAAUCGAUCAACAUUGUCGUUGAGCAGCCUUAGGCCGGACGGAAUGGACGAAAGGUCGAUGCUAGGCGCAAGAAUUGUUCGUAGCGUGGCCGCUGGGCGAGGUAGAAGUCAAUCUGCUACUCCUUCUGAACGCAACACCACAGUUGAACCUUCUGAGAACGGCCACGCUACACCUUUCCGAGCACCAACAGCCAACGGGGACGCGACCUCGCACAUACCUAACCAGGUCAAAGCAUCUCCCUCCAAGUCCUCAUCAUUAACUUCGAGCUCAUCUUCUAAAUCACCCAAAUCACCACCACAGAUGGACUCUUUGCACAGUUGCUCAACGUCCUCGUCUCAUUCGCGACAUCAUCCCUUGUCCUCCAAAUCACAUCGAAUACAAAGUCCACAGUCGUCAACCGUAAUAGGCCUCACCGCAUAA
Messenger RNA from Serpula lacrymans var. lacrymans S7.9, 2088 nucleotides. RefSeq lists its product as uncharacterized. Gene Ontology annotation, cellular component: cytosol; nucleus. Gene Ontology annotation, molecular function: cysteine-type deubiquitinase activity; cysteine-type endopeptidase activity. The record is from RefSeq and is a predicted model, not a curated record. NCBI's taxonomy places the organism in Eukaryota, Fungi, Basidiomycota, Agaricomycetes, Boletales, Serpulaceae. The transcript has 6 exons. Gene Ontology annotation, biological process: protein deubiquitination. The coding region runs from base 1 to 2088 and encodes 695 amino acids.